AAUAGACGAUCCGCUUCUCUUAAACUCUGGGACCAGCGGGGAAACGGUGACGCAGCUUCAACCCUCCUGGUCCUGAUUGGUGAGCGGCUCCUCGUGAAGCUCAGCCCCGCCUGGAGGAGCGACCCGCUGCCUAUACCUCCGCUGCUUAUUGGCGAAAGAUGCGUUCAAAACGUGCGCCAAAACUGAGAUCGGGCCGUCCUCUGCUGUGCCGGUGAAAGCCUUUCCUCUGGUUGGUCCGCCUGGAGCCAUCCUACCUCUCCGCGGACAUAAAAUAGAGGGUCUGCGCUGUAGAAGUCAUAGUUCUUCGGAGUGUUGUCUAUAGAACGAAAAUCCAAAAAUGAGUGGUCGAGGAAAGACAGGUGGAAAAGCUCGUGCUAAGGCAAAGAGCCGCUCUUCUCGUGCUGGGCUCCAGUUUCCUGUGGGCCGUGUUCACAGGCUCUUGCGCAAAGGAAACUAUGCAGAGCGUGUUGGCGCCGGCGCUCCUGUCUAUCUCGCGGCAGUGCUAGAGUAUCUGACUGCUGAGAUUCUGGAGCUGGCUGGAAACGCUGCCCGUGACAACAAGAAAACCAGGAUCAUUCCCCGUCACCUGCAGUUGGCUGUGCGCAACGACGAGGAACUCAACAAGCUGCUGGGCGGAGUCACCAUUGCUCAGGGCGGCGUGCUGCCCAACAUCCAGGCUGUGCUGCUGCCCAAGAAAACCGAGAAGCCUGUAAAGGCAAAGUAG
Monopterus albus (swamp eel) is the source of this 724-nucleotide messenger RNA. Its product is annotated as histone H2A. Bases 338 to 724 code for a protein of 128 amino acids. NCBI's taxonomy places the organism in Eukaryota, Metazoa, Chordata, Actinopteri, Synbranchiformes, Synbranchidae. Gene Ontology annotation, cellular component: nucleosome. The record is from RefSeq and is a predicted model, not a curated record. The transcript has a single exon. Gene Ontology annotation, molecular function: DNA binding; structural constituent of chromatin; protein heterodimerization activity.